AUGAAAAAUUUGCAUAAGUCGAGCAGCCAUAUGACGAUGCGCCGAGUGACUGCGCUGCCUGUGGUGGUCGUUCUACUACUGCUGGCCGUCGUGCUGGAAUCGAUCUCGGCCGCGACCUUACAGGCCAACAAGCCAGGAACGUUCGGCGGAUAUCGAAUAACGCCGAAGCCAUGCAAGCCGUCGUCGAGCUCAGCUCUGCAAGCGGUGAGGCCCGGUGGAAAGCCGCCGAUCUGCAUGUUCAACGACGAGUGCACGAGGCGACGCGGCGUCGUCGUCGACUCCUGCAGGGACGGCUUUCUCUUCGGCGCGUGCUGUCAAUUACCCGACAACGAUCAAAAGUACCACGAAAAUGUCCAUCAGCAGCAGCAGCAGCAGCAGUAUCAGCAACAACAGGAGGUCGAUCACGUGCCGGAGCUGCCGAUUUUGUUGAAGGAGGAUGGCACGCCGAUCGAGCAGCAGUCGACCACCAAGACGCAUUACAAUUACGCGACGGCCAGCACUACCGAUACCAAGCACAGCAACGUCGACCUCGACAAUCUCGACGAGAGCUUCUCCUCGCUGCUGGGCAACGGCGACAUACUCGACAGUCUGCAGCUGCCCACCCUCAUAACUCAUCCCGAUCCCAAUGAAAAUUAUGAGGAGCAGCAACAGCAUCAUCAUCAGGGAGGCCAGCUCGAUCCGAUACCGACCUCGCUCAACAAUCAGAUCAUACAGAUCGUCGACCCGGUGGACCAGUUGCCGGCCCUCUUCUCGCAGAAGCUCCAGAAGAACAACUCUAGUAGUAGUGGUGGUGGUAACAACGGUAACGCCGACACGAUCCUGAUCGGCGACAAGCUCAACAGCUACGAUCCCGACGAGCUGUUCCAGCCGGCCGGAGUGGAGAACAUCGUCGUGUCGACGGAUACCCUGAACUUCGGCCCCUCGUCUUCUUUGUCGACGAGCAGCUCGUUCAAUAAUAACAACGGCGAAGACGACGAAGACGAGGAUGAGGAAGGUGCAUAUCGACACUCGCCCACCACCCCCAAGACGGUCACCGUCACGAGUCCCGUCGUCACCGUGUCGACUCCGGCCACGAAGAAGGCGACUCUGAUAACGAAGCUCAAGCCCGCGACGAGUUUCGCCAGCGACAACAAGCCGAGCACGAAGAAUCGUCCGCCGAGUAAAAAGGGCAGCAGUCCGAUGCCCGGUAGCAGCAAAGCCAAGCCGACGAGUCCGAGGCCACCGACGACGGCAUCGAUUACCAAGGUCGUCACACCCACGAGCCAGCCGGCGGCGACUUUCACGACCCUGACGACGCGCCACGGCGAGGACUUUACGAGCAGCAGCAGCAGCCCCACGGAGCAGUCCGACGAGAUCGACGAGAGUCUCAAGCAGGCCGGCUUCGACAACGAGGAGAUCGCCAUCAAUCACAUCAUCAAUUCUCUCCUGCUCAACGACACCAAUCCCAAGCACACCACCUCGAUGACGCAGCGCCCGACGACGACCUAUCACUGGGUCAGCUCGAGCAACUACGGCCAGCCGUCGUUGAUGGCCUCGUCUGUCUCGCCACCGCCCUCGGUGGUCAACAUCACGCCCAAACCGGCCGGUCUGAGCUCCACCCAGUCGGGCUACUAUCAGAACAACUACUACUCGUCGACGCCCUCGAAUUACUAUCACUACAACACGGCCUCGAGCACCGAGCCCUCCAAAGCUAGCUACUCGUAUUACAAGCCCGCUGCGUCGUCGUCGUCGUCGACGUCCGCCUACCCCACGUCCUCGUCGUAUCCGUCCUCCAGCAGUCAUAAAUAUACGGGAAGACCGACGACGAAUCCACCCGCGCCGACGGUCAUCGUACUCGGCCCGUUGAACACCGACUACACGACGGUGCCGAGCUCGAGUACCCCCACGCGCAUCGGCAGCAACAACAACAACAACAACAAGGUGUCCUCGAGCACCCAGAGGCCGAGCCUGAUCACGAAGAAUCCGAAUCUAGCCAGCCUGACCCACAACAUAAGCACCGUCAUCUCGGGCAACAAGCAAGUCCUCUCGGUGAGCGUAAUCAGCGUCGGCAUCAAGGACGGCACGACGGCCAGGCCCACGACGACGAUCCACGGCCUCGACGACAGCUCCUCGGUAUCGAGCAGCUACUACACCAGCGGCAGCAGCAGUCCCUCGGUAAGCCCCUCGUUCGUCACCAAGAGGCCGACGAUCUACACGACCGUGACCUCGUGGUCGGACAAGCCGAGCUUCCAUCUGAGGCCCACGACGACCUGGAGCAGCGUCAAUUACGAGCCUGGCUCGCCAACGUCGUCCGACGGCGAUCCGAGCCUGUACAACGCUUAUCCGUCGACGACGAGCUCGAACUGCGAGGACGAGACGCCUGCGGUGGACGACGUGAACAAUUUCCCGCCGGUGCGCCAUCCGGAGCUCGACGGCGCCUCGCACAAUCAGGACAAGCCGCCCACGCCGGUGGAGCCGGCCGAGCUGCCGGGCCUCGUCGCGCCCGAAUUCGUCGAGGACGCCGAGCUCAACAACAAGGUCGACGUGUUCGUCAGCAAGAUCGUCGAGUCGCUCCAAGGUAACUUCCAGAAUCUCAAGGACGUCGUGUACAAUUCGAAAAACGUGACGACCGGCGGGAAUUUAGUGACCAAGAGGCCAGCCUCGUCCUCGUCAUCUCAAACGACCGUGACGAAGAGACCCACGGCGACGACGAGGCCGACCACGAUCAAGGGCAAUCGCAGGCCGACGCCGACGCCCAAGCCCGGUAGUGGCACGCAAAAGCUCACCACGGCGAGGCCGAGACCGCAGCAGCAGACGUCGACGGUAGUGACGAGACGACCGACCACGAUAGCGACGUCGUCGACGGGACCGACGAAGCGGCCGAAACCGUUGAAGAAACUGACGACCCUGCCGCCGCCGUCGCAGGAUUACAAUUUCGAGGCGACGACGAUAUCCAGGCCGCAGGACCUCACCACGCUCUUUCCCGAGAUCACGCCCAAUGCCGAUUUUCGAUCGGUCUGCGGAAUAAGGCCGCUGAUGAAGAGCGGCCGGAUAGUGGGCGGCAAGGGGGCGACCUUCGGCGAGUGGCCCUGGCAGGUGCUGGUGCGCGAGGCCACCUGGCUCGGCCUCUUCACCAAGAACAAGUGCGGCGGCGUCCUCAUCACCGACAAGUACGUCAUCACCGCCGCUCACUGUCAGCCUGGAUUUUUGGCCUCGCUGGUGGCCGUCUUCGGCGAGUUCGACAUAUCGGGCGAGCUCGAGUCCCGGCGCAGCGUGACGCGCAACGUGCGCCGCGUCAUCGUCAAUCGCGCCUACGACCCGGCCACCUUCGAGAACGACCUGGCCCUGCUGGAGCUCGAGACACCGAUACAGUUCGACGUGCACAUCGUGCCGAUCUGCAUGCCCGACGACGACACGGAUUACACGAACAGGAUGGCCACGGUCACGGGAUGGGGUCGGCUCAAGUACAGUGGAGGUGUACCGUCGGUGCUGCAGGAAGUGAAAGUGCCCAUAAUGGAGAACUCGGUCUGCCAAGAGAUGUUCCAGACCGCGGGACACUCCAAGCUCAUCCUCGACAGCUUCAUGUGCGCCGGCUACGCGAACGGACAGAAGGACUCCUGCGAGGGUGACAGCGGAGGUCCUCUGAGCCUGCAGGGCCCGGACGGCAGGUGGAUCCUCGUCGGCACCGUGUCGCACGGCAUCAAGUGCGCCGCGCCCUAUCUGCCGGGCGUCUACAUGAGGAUGACCUACUUCAAGCCGUGGCUGCACAGCAUCACCGGGGUCUGA
Trichogramma pretiosum is the source of this 3765-nucleotide messenger RNA. It is a transcript of the gene flz, whose product is annotated as probable serine/threonine-protein kinase nek3. Bases 1 to 3765 code for a protein of 1254 amino acids. The transcript has 10 exons. Gene Ontology annotation, molecular function: serine-type endopeptidase activity. NCBI's taxonomy places the organism in Eukaryota, Metazoa, Arthropoda, Insecta, Hymenoptera, Trichogrammatidae. The record is from RefSeq and is a predicted model, not a curated record. Gene Ontology annotation, biological process: proteolysis.